AUGCCAACUCCUCAUAGAGCCCUCUUUCGUCCGAUCGAAAUCGAAGGCCACGCCAACAAAGGCGCGGAGAACCAAAAGGCAAGCAAUGGCAGUUGCAGUGGUGGUGUCCAAGGCGUUGUUCCUGAAAACGCCUUUGAUGAAAACGCGCAAGAGGAUGAAGCGGUGGCACCGAGUGAUGAUGACUAA
Messenger RNA from Zychaea mexicana, 186 nucleotides. RefSeq lists its product as uncharacterized. The transcript has 3 exons. Lineage: Eukaryota; Fungi; Mucoromycota; Mucoromycetes; Mucorales; Lichtheimiaceae. The record is from RefSeq and is a predicted model, not a curated record. Bases 1 to 186 code for a protein of 61 amino acids.